AUAUUUUCAGAACUGAUCCUUGUAGACUGCUGGGUAUUAAAGAUAGUCUCAGCCUGAGUGUUUGUUUUUUUUGUGUUUUUUUUCGAAUACGCUAUUCAAGCAUUCUGCAUAUUUGCUGAUAUUGUGAUUUGUUGAAGGGGGUGAAGCGCAAACUAUACAGAAGUCUAGGCAUUGUAGUUGAGAUAUCGAUAUGGUCACAUCUAUCACGUCAUCACAUGUACCGUCACGUACGCAUACAUAGCUACUCUCGCAAAAUGUUUCACUAGAAUAGCUACUUCACCUAAUCCAAACAGGACAGUCAAGCUUGUCUCUCAUCUUGUCCAGUGGGAAAUGCAGUUCGAUGAUCUCUUGAGAACCAUUGGAGAGUUUGGACCCUAUCAGAGGCGUCUAUAUGUGUUGUUGUGCCUGCCUGCAAUAUCAAUCGGUAUCCAGAGCAUAUCUUUGGUCGUGUUUCUCUUUGCUGUUCCCGAGCACCGAUGCGCAAUUCCAGGUGUUCAAAAUGAUACAUACGAAGUUCAGGACAAAGCUCAUGAAUACUUAAUCAACCUCACCAUUCCUCGACUGGCAUCUGAUAACAUUUCUUAUUCGCCGUGUACAAUGUACGCUCAUCCCAGCGUCGUGCCCUUAAAUAGUGAUGAUAACCACACGACCCGCUCCAGCAGAUACACAGAAACAUGUCAUUCCUGGGUGUAUGAUAAGAGUACCUUCGACACGACUAUUGCACAGUCUAUGAAUAUGGUUUGUGACAAGAAAUCGUACGUGACGCACGGGAAGAUGCUGAACAUGGCGGGACAAGUGAUUGGCGCCGUCGUCAGUGGAGUUCUCUCGGACAUAUUUGGCCGCAAGACUGUCAUUGUCGUUGGUAUGGUUCUAACCACAGUUUUGAGCGUGUUGCUGCCAUGGGUCACCAGUUUCAAUGUCUUGGUCCCUGUAAUCAUACUGAUGACGGCGUGCUCAAGCACUCAGUAUCUGGCUAGCUUCGUCUUCGGUCUGGAAUUGGUGGGUCAUUCAAAGAGAAUGCUGGCGGGGGUAGCCAUCAACUUUUUCUGGAGCAUCGGCAACUUGAUAGUUGCUCUUGCUGCCUUCCUUCUGAGAGACUGGAAAAUAAGGCAGCUCGUGCUGAGUGUGCCAUCCUUCAUUUUUCUAUAUUUGUUUUUUAUACCAGAAUCUCCCAGAUGGCUUCUCAGUAAGGGCAAGACCGAAAAAGCAAAGACAACAUUACUGAAGAUUGCAAAAUCAAAUGGAGUUAUCAUCCAUGAAAACGAUUUAGAGAGUAUCACAACAAAAGAAGAAUCAAAGAUAGAAUAUUUUUGGGAGCUCAUUAAAUCACCAACCUUGUUACGAAGAAUGCUGAUUCUAUUCUAUAACUGGUUUGCAGUUGGAAUGUGCUUCUACGGCCUUAGCAUGAACGUCACCAACCUUUCUGGCAACGUCUACCUCAACUUCUUCCUGUUUGUCUCCGUGGAGGCGUGCGCCUACGUUUUGUGUCUGCUCUUGUUGGAUCGAGUUGGUAGGAAGUGGAUGCUCUGCGGUUCCAUGAUAGCUGGGGGCGUCGCUUGCCUUCUCUCCUUUUUUCCGUUGCUACUCUCAAACAAUCCUGAGCAAUGGAUUAUCAACAUGCUGGCCUGCCUGGGUAAUACGUGCGUGUCAGCAGGGUUUGCGGCGUUGUACGUUUUCACGGCGGAGUUGCUGCCAACGACAUCCAGGAACUCUGGCAUUGGCCUCUGUUCCAUGUGCUGCCGCGUUGGAAGCUUGGUGUCACCUUACAUCAAUGACUUGGUACUGCAUAUUGAUGGCAGAUACAAGAACAUUGUUCCUUUGCUCAUCUUUGGGAGCAUCACUGCCUUGGCUGGUGUUCUCGCAUUGCGACUCCCGGAAACACUCAAUAGAAAGCUUCCGGAAACAAUACAGGACGCUGAAAACAUAGUGACACAAUCCAGUGAUUGGCUACAUGUGCAUCGAUCCACGGAGUUGGGAUACGAUGAAACGCAUCGACCAAGUCAGCGAGCUGACCACCCGAUCCGAUGUGGAGAUACAACCGACAGGGACGCACAUAGUCUUCGUUUUAAGGACAAGAGACCACGCGAAAUGGAACCGGAUGUUUUCUUAUGAAGGCAUACACACAGAUUGUAGAUGUAUGAAUACUUAUCAUUUGAAUAUAACUGUUCAUAUUUAAACUAUAUACAUUAAACUAUUUGAUGAAUGGACUUUCCAUCUUUGCCGACUAUUCAUAUUAUAUCAUUUUCAUUGUCA
Molecule: messenger RNA, 2253 nt
Organism: Haliotis rufescens (red abalone)
Lineage: Eukaryota; Metazoa; Mollusca; Gastropoda; Lepetellida; Haliotidae
Product: organic cation transporter protein-like
Exons: 12
Coding region: 331-2112 (593 amino acids)
Biological process (GO): transmembrane transport
Cellular component (GO): membrane
Molecular function (GO): transmembrane transporter activity
Source: RefSeq, a predicted model, not a curated record